AUGAAGUUGUUGGAAGAUAGAAAUGCCAACAAUCGUAAGCAUGAAGCGGUAGCCGAGAACGUAACUAUUAUGGGAUCCGGGGGCACCAGAAAUGGAAUCCCAACCCAAGAGCUAGCAACGAUCGAUGCAAGGCAAGUGGGAAGAGUUUGCUCCUACAAGACGUUUUUAAUUUGCAAACCACCGGAGUUCAUGGGGUCAGAUGAUCCUGUGGCAUGCAUGAACUGGCUUCGAGAGAUCGAGCAGGCCUUUCGAGCUUGUGACUGUGACGAAGGUCAAAAGGCAAAGUUUGGCUCUCAUAUGCUAAGGGGUGCGGCCCUUACCUGGUGGAACAUUGUUAUAUCAACCAUAGAGGCCCAAGAGCUAGCCAAGAUGAGUUGGGCCACAUUUAAAGAGAAAGUAAUGGAGGAAUAUUGCAAUGAACAAGAGAUGGACUGCAUUGAAAAAGAGUUCCGGACCCUUAAGAAGGAAAACUUGUCAGUGAGAGACUAUACACGGCUUUUCAUGGAAAAACUGAACUUAGUGGGAUAUGUGGCUCCAACAGAGAAAGAAAAGAUAAAAGCCUACCUAAAAGGAUUGCCCGCAGACAUGAUGGUUAUGGUUAGGAACUCCAGGGCUUCCACCCUUAGGGAGACAAUCGAAGAGGCAAAGGUCAUGGAAUCGGUUUAUAGUAAAGGGAAAGAAGAGAAAGUGGCAAGUGGUGAGAAAAGGAAGUGGGAAGGUCAAUUCGCGCGUUCCAAGAGACCGAACCACCUCAACAACAACAAUCAUGGAGUUUAUCCUAGACAAGAGGCUAGGUGGUGCCCCAAAUGCCGCAUGAAACACCACGGCCCGUGCACCACCAACUUUACUCCUGCAAAAUGUUUUAAAUGUGGGAAACCAGGCCAUACGCGAAAUGAGUGUCCUAUCAAAGGACCCAUCUGUUUUGGAUGCGGAGAGCCGGGUCACUUCAGGAAUGACUGUCCGAAGAUGAAGGCUGGAGGGGGCCAGGGAAGAAAAGAAAAUACCCCGAAAGCAGUCGGUCGAGCCUUUCAAAUGACUAUUGAGGAAGCUAAAGCAUCGACGGAUGUGGUGUCGGGUACGUUCCUUGUUAACUCUGUACCUGCACAUGUGCUUUUUGAUUCAGAUGCUUCAUGUUCCUUUGUAUCCACUACAUUAUACCAACUCUUGCAUACGCCCCCUAACACUCUAGAAAAUGCCUUGAUCAUUGAGUUAGCAAAUGGUAGUAGAGUUCUGGUGCGUGAGGUUGUUAGGAACUACGCAUUGGGAAUCGAGGGAAGGGAAUUUCGGGUAGACCUUAUACCCAUGACUAUCGGCAGAUUUGACACCAUAAUUAGAAUGGACUAG
This is a messenger RNA of Cynara cardunculus var. scolymus (artichoke), 1344 nucleotides long. RefSeq lists its product as uncharacterized. The record is from RefSeq and is a predicted model, not a curated record. The transcript has a single exon. Gene Ontology annotation, molecular function: zinc ion binding; nucleic acid binding. Lineage: Eukaryota; Viridiplantae; Streptophyta; Magnoliopsida; Asterales; Asteraceae. Bases 1 to 1344 code for a protein of 447 amino acids.